GAAGGGUUGCUGGAUUGUGUUGAAAACCGUGUUCAUCAGCUGGAAGAUCUGGAAGCAGCAUUUGCAGAUUUGUGUGACAGUGAUGAUGAAGAGACCCUACAGAAGUGGGCUUCAUAUCCUGGAAUGAAGCCACUUGUUCAGCUAGUUCACAGUUUGAAAACCAGGAUGGAAAGCCCAGACUAUGAAAUGGUCCAUCAGGCUGGUCUGACCUGUGAUUAUAUGGAACUUCCUCACCAUGUUAGCACUGAAGAGGAGAUCGAAGGCCUCAUGCAAUCCAUUAAAGUUCUACUAAAAGAUAUACCUGAGCCCACACUCGUGACAGUUGCUCGAUCAAGUUUGGAUGACUAUUGCCCUUCAGAGCAGGUUGACAUCAUUCAAGAGAAGGUUCUCAAUUUACUAAGUUCAGUGUAUGGCACUCUGGAUGUGCACUUAGAUUACUCAAGCACCUCAUCUUCUUUGUGACCUUUCUUCAUGUAUUGCCCUCUAAUGCAGUGGAUUAAUGUAAAUUGCAUAUUAACUAUGGCUGCAAGAGGAAAAAGACUGUUAUUUCAGCAGGUGGCACUAGAAUCCAGGCUGACCAAGAGCUAGUUUUGAGUUGCAUCAAUUUCUCCGAGUCAGCUGCAUCUGAACUGUUACCUGUUUGGCUUUCUUCAGAUUAGUUCAUUUUUUAUUAUUGUUACUGUCUUGCUUGUUCUUAAAAUUGGUGCAAGAGAAACUAUCUUUUGUCCAUAAAAUGUAUUUUUUCACAUGAUUUCUUUAAAUGU
Leptosomus discolor (cuckoo roller) is the source of this 764-nucleotide messenger RNA. The record is from RefSeq and is a predicted model, not a curated record. Lineage: Eukaryota; Metazoa; Chordata; Aves; Leptosomiformes; Leptosomidae.